Bolinopsis microptera is the source of this 3013-nucleotide messenger RNA. RefSeq names its product lon protease homolog, mitochondrial-like. Bases 2 to 2704 code for a protein of 900 amino acids. Gene Ontology annotation, biological process: chaperone-mediated protein complex assembly; protein quality control for misfolded or incompletely synthesized proteins; mitochondrion organization. Gene Ontology annotation, molecular function: single-stranded DNA binding; ATP binding; ATP-dependent peptidase activity. The record is from RefSeq and is a predicted model, not a curated record. Gene Ontology annotation, cellular component: mitochondrial matrix. The transcript has 17 exons. NCBI's taxonomy places the organism in Eukaryota, Metazoa, Ctenophora, Tentaculata, Lobata, Bolinopsidae.
GAUGUAUAGGACAGUGAGGGGUGUAAGAUUGCUUUCCAGCAGAGCUGCUCUCAGAAAACCUGCUGUUAAUAAAGCUGUUACGGCAACAGUUACUCGCACAUUCUCAUCUAAAGAAUCAGACGACCCACCUGCACCGAAAGAGUCCGAAGAGAAAACGCUAGUUCCUGCGUCUAAUGAUGCGUUUGAUGGACAUCCUGGUUUGGCCCACAUUCAUGUUCCAGAAUUCUUCCCUAUCGUGCCAUGUAUCGCGGUCAAUAAGAAUCCUGUGCUACCCAAGUUCGUCAAAAUGGUCGAGAUAUCAGAUCCAGAACUGAUGGAGUUAGUCAGCAGUCGUAUUCGCCUCAACAAGCCUUAUGUUGGCGUGUUCUUAAAGAAGGAUGAUGAGAAUACGUCCGAUGUGGUUGAUAAGUUAGAUGACAUCUACAACGUGGGUACAUUUUGCCAAGUUACUGAGAUGAGAAAUGUGGAUGACAAGUUGCGGCUUGUUUUGCUGGGACACCGGCGAAUCAAGAUCACCGAUAUUGCUAAACCAGCUGAGCCUAAGAAGACCGGGGAUAAGGUGGAGGAAGAGGAGAAAAGUUAUGUUGUCGAUAAAAUAGUCCAGGUUGAAACAGAUAACUUGAAGCACGAUCCAUUCAAACAAAACGAUGAAGUGAAAGCUUUGAGCGGAGAGAUCGUCAAAACAUUCAGAGACAUUAUCAAGUUAAAUCCACUUUACAAGGAGAGCAUACAGCUCCUAGUUGACAGCGGCAAACAGAUAAUAGACAAUCCGCCUCACUUGGCUGAUUUUGGAGCAGGAAUGACAAGUGCAGAUGGUCACGAGCUGCAGACGAUAAUCGAGGAAUGCGACAUUCCAAACAGACUUCAACUGUCUUUAGAGCUCCUGAAAAAGGAGCACGCCAUUGUGAGCUUACAGCGGAAGUUAGGCCAGGAAGUGGAGGAAAAGGUGAACAAAAUGCAGAGAAAGUUUAUGUUGAACGAGCAGCUGAAGAUAAUCAAGAAAGAGUUGGGUAUUGAAAAGGACGAUAAGCAGGCUUUGGUGGACAAGUUCAAUGAUAGAAUCAAGGAGAAAACUCUUCCUGCUAAUAUCGCUGAGGUUGUGGAAGAAGAGCUGAAGAAACUUCAAUAUUUGGAAAGUCAGAGUUCAGAGUUCAGUGUCACUCGAAACUAUCUAGAUUGGCUUACUUGCCUCCCUUGGGGCAUCAAAAGUGAGGAGUGUUAUGAGAUCGAUUCAGCUCGCGAAGUUCUGGACAGAGAUCACUAUGGGCUAGACGACAUCAAAGAAAGAAUUCUGGAGUUUAUCGCUGUGGGAAAGUUAAAGGGGACUGUGCAGGGUAAAAUCCUCUGUUUCACCGGACCUCCCGGAGUUGGGAAGACUUCCAUAGCACGUUCUAUAGCCCAAGCUCUUAACAGGGAAUACUUCAGAUUUAGUGUUGGGGGAAUGUCGGACGUGGCGGAGAUCAAGGGACACAGGAGAACGUACGUAGGAGCAAUGCCCGGUAAACUUAUCCAGUGUCUUAAGAAGACUCAAACUGAGAAUCCUCUUGUUCUUAUUGACGAGGUUGACAAGAUGUCACGUGGUCACCAAGGAGACCCCGCCUCGGCUCUUCUGGAGCUCCUGGACCCAGAACAGAACGCUAAUUUCCUGGACCACUACUUGGAUGUUCCUGUUGAUCUGAGCAAGGUUUUGUUUAUCUGCACUGGUAACGCUACUGACACUAUUCCCGGACCUCUCCUCGACAGAAUGGAACUUAUCAACGUUAGCGGGUACAUCGCAGAAGAGAAACUUGCAAUAGCACAAAAGUACCUUUCACCCGCGUCCAGAGAAAGCACUGGUAUUAAGGAAACUAGCCUCAAUAUAUCAGACGACGCUGUCCUGGCUCUUAUUAGAGGUUACUGCAGGGAGAGCGGCGUAAGAGGGUUACAGAAGCACAUAGAGAAGAUAUACCGUAAGAGUGCUAUGAAGAUAGUGUCAGAUCCUGAGACCGUUAUCAGUGUCGCUCCUGACAAUCUGGAAGAUUUUGUCGGUAAACCAAAGUUCACGAACCAGCGAUUGUACGAGAAUACUCCACCAGGAGUCGUCACCGGGCUAGCUUGGACAUCGCUGGGAGGAAAGGAGCUCUACGUUGAAACGGUGUGCAGUAACAAUAUGGCGGACAAGGAAACAGCAGGGAGUUUGAAGUCAACAGGUCAGCUGGGUAGUGUCAUGGAGGAGAGCACUAGGAUAGCACACACAUUUGCCAAGACCUUCCUAAUGGAUAUAGACCCGAAGAACACAUUCUUUAAGCGCGCAGAAAUCCAUCUGCACGUGCCAGAGGGAGCCACGCCCAAAGACGGACCUUCCGCAGGAAUAACUAUAGUUACUGCACUGAUGUCUUUAGCGACGAACACGGCUGUUCAACCUAAUAUCGCAAUGACUGGAGAGGUAUCUCUGAACGGAAAAGUUUUGCCGGUUGGUGGAAUCAAAGAAAAGAUAAUCGCCGCCCAACGAUCGGGAAUAACCUGCGUUAUCAUGCCAAGCGCUAAUAAACGUGACUUCGACGACGUACCAGACUUUAUCAGAAAAGAGCUGACGGUUCAUUUUGUUGAGAAUUAUAGAGAUGUGUAUUCGGUAGUGUUCGGUCAGAACGAUUCAGCGCAAAACUCUAGUUCAGGGGAAAGUAAGCUGAAAAAAGUUAAUGAAGAUCUGAGAAGUAUCGCCUGAAAGUAGGUUGGGAUAUCCUCAUCAAGUGACAUCAACGAGAUACUUUUGUAGAUUAUAAUUUUGAUUUGUACAAACCUGGGGCCACAGUGAUUAAAUGUUUUCGGACCCUCGACCUUGGAACUUGGCGAUGUUUUUUAAAGAAACUGUUAAUUUAUUUUUGAUCGUAGUUAUAAUUUAACCGGUGGAAAUUAAAAUCGAUACUUUUAUUUGAGCGUUGACGUUGAAAUACCUCAGACCAAUCACGUUUAGAAUAAACCGGAUGAUUUCGAAAUGUACUGUAUAUUUUUCGCCAGACCCUAUUUUAGAAAA